AUGGAAGAGCAGGACCCAGAAGGAGGAGGACCUGGCAAGAGAGAAAGGAAAGACCCCCAGUCUAUCCAAGCUGGGAAUGGUGUUGAAUUCUGGGAGAGAGCUGUGCCAGAGAUCUGGGAUCAGGAGCCCCUGAACUCAGAAGUACAUUGCCGACGCUUCUGGCAGUUCCGCUACUGUGAGGUCGAUGGGCCCCGAGAGGUUUGCAGCCAGCUCCAUGGACUUUGCAACCACUGGCUGAAGCCAGAGAGACACACCAAGAAACAGAUCCUAGACCUGGUGAUCCUGGAGCAGUUCCUGUCCAUCCUGCCCCAGGAAAUGCAGCGCUGGGUCAGAGGAUGUGGACCAGAGACCAAUUGCCAAGCGGUGGCCCUGGCCGAAGGCUUCCUCCUGAGUCAGGCAGAGAAGAAGAGGCAGGCAGAACAGAGGUGGGGUCCGUCCGUGAAGAUAGAAGCUACGUUCUGUGAGACGGAAAGAGCUCCGUUGGAGGAAGGACAGUGGGCACAGGGCCAGGAGCGUGACCAAGAUGCCCUCUUAUGCGGCAGUGAAGAGACAGUGUUGAUCCAUUCUCUUUGUGGAGGUGUGGAAACAGCUGCUGCACCUCCAGUCCAGUCUCCGGUUUCCUUUGAGGAGGUAGCUGUGUAUUUCACUGAGGCAGAGUGGGCCCUGCUAGAUCCGGACCAAAGAGCGCUCCACAGGGAAGUCAUGCUGGAGAACUACGGGAGCGUAAUGGCCUCUCUGGCAGGGAAUGAUCAGUGGAAUGAGGGUGAUGAGGAAGUGCAUCAGCUACUGCCAGAUAAAGUGAAGAGUGAAGAUUUGAAAGGAAACUGCAAGAAUCAAGGCAGACCUAAGAGGCAGAAAGGAAGGCACAUGGUCGAGAAGAAAGGCCAAGGGCUGGAUUACCGUGGACUAAGCCACAUGGUGGAGGAAGGAUAUAAGUACUUGGAGUGUGGAAUGAACAUCUCAGAUCAGGCCCAAUAUGGUAUCCAUUUUCAAAUACAGAGAGGAAAGAAGACCUGCCAGUGCUUGGAGUGUGGCAAGAGCUUCCUUUGUAGAACAGAGCUCCUUAGGUGUCAAAUAACACAUAAACGAGAGAAACCGUAUAAUUGCUCAGACUAUGGCAAGAGUUUCUCACAGAAUUCAGACCGCUUUCAAGACCAAAGAAUUAAUUCAGGAGAGAAAUCAUUUAUCUGCACAGAAAGUGGAAAGAUGUUCCCUUGCAGAAGGAAAGGUAAUGCACUUUUCCCAAAGUGUAGUAUAAUGAGGGCACAUAAAUGUUUUCACUGUAGUAAGUACUUCAGAUACAGAUCACUGCUCCUUCAUCAAAGAAUCCACACAGGUGAGAAACCUUUUGAAUGCUCGGAGUGUGGAAAGAGAUUCAGUCAGAAUGGCACUCUUCAAGACCAUCAAAGAACCCACACAGGGGAGAGACCUUUUAAAUGCUCAGAGUGUGGAAAGAGAUUCAAUCACCGUGGCACUCUUCAAAAGCAUCAAAGAACCCACACAGGG
Messenger RNA from Euleptes europaea (tarantolino), 1506 nucleotides. RefSeq names its product zinc finger protein 197-like. NCBI's taxonomy places the organism in Eukaryota, Metazoa, Chordata, Lepidosauria, Squamata, Sphaerodactylidae. The annotation marks the transcript as partial. The transcript has 6 exons. The record is from RefSeq and is a predicted model, not a curated record. Gene Ontology annotation, molecular function: DNA-binding transcription factor activity, RNA polymerase II-specific; RNA polymerase II cis-regulatory region sequence-specific DNA binding. Gene Ontology annotation, biological process: regulation of transcription by RNA polymerase II.